Oncorhynchus keta (chum salmon) is the source of this 16298-nucleotide messenger RNA. Its product is annotated as tubulin-specific chaperone cofactor E-like protein. NCBI's taxonomy places the organism in Eukaryota, Metazoa, Chordata, Actinopteri, Salmoniformes, Salmonidae. The transcript is spliced from 24 exons. Gene Ontology annotation, biological process: protein folding; cell-matrix adhesion. Gene Ontology annotation, molecular function: alpha-tubulin binding. Bases 8526 to 14777 code for a protein of 2083 amino acids. The record is from RefSeq and is a predicted model, not a curated record.
GUGUGUGUGUGUGUGUGUGUGUGACUCAGGACUUAUUUAUAGACUGACCAGCUUCUGGACACCAACUGUCUACGCUGUCUUUUAUUUAAUUUUUUUGAUGUUUCUUGGUAAAGCACCUUACUGUAUAUAAAUAUAUAUAUCUAUAUUAAUAUAUAUACACACACACACAUAUGACUUAGUGUGCGUGUUCCAAUUUUGGCUUGGUGCGAAGCAUCGCUAUUGUCAGACGCUGGUGGCACGUCACACCACUGAGAUAUUCCAUUGUAUUUGGUUUGUCAAAAUAGAGCCCAGAAUAGUAUUUUAUCAGAAAUAUUAGUUUUUAAGUAAUGUUAGCACAAUUAGCAUACCCUCUCUCUCUCACCCAAUUCUUAAAUCAUGUGCUUCAGAUAACCCCUGAGUCAGAAUCACAGGGGGUGGUGCGCAGAGAGAGACGCUACAUUGAGCUUUGAGGAUGAUAGAGUGACACAUAGAGACCACAUGGAACAUCACUGACCCCAACUCACUCAGGCGAUCUGGUGGAAAGAGACAAGACGAUGCCAAAUAGAAGGGGUUGGGUUGGUGGGCAGUUGCUAUUAAAGGUGGAGAGAGAGGGGAAUCUGGAGAAGGAGGUGCACUCGGGUUGCUGUAGGUCUUCCUGCUGUCUGAUUCCACAUGAAGGGAGCAGCUCUCUCCCCUGCCGAGGGGGAGUGGGUGUUGGAGGGAGAGGCGGUGAACCCCAGGCCAGCCUCACUGAGUAACCACAUACCGGCUGCUGUGUCACAGUCACUUCCUCUGUGCUUGGAUUACAAUGGGUUCACCCAACGGGCAGUGGCCUUCCUCAUCUCUUGCUCUCUCUCUCUCUCUCUUUCUCUCUCUCUCCAUCUUCCUCUCUCCCCAUCAUCCACACCUCACGUCCGUCUCACACACCCAACACCUCUUACUGGAACCAGUGUCCAUUGUUUUAGUACACCCUGGGUCAACAAUGUGGCCCCAGAAUUUGUCCUCUCCCAUUGGUUCAUAUUGUCUAAUAGGUGUCUUCAGAUUCAGAGCCCUCCAAUUGGUGGAAAGAUGUGAGAAAUGCCCUAUGGUAAUCAUAUUUUGUUGCUGCCCAGUCCAAAGUCAAUUUCACUCUGCUUUGGCGUCAGAGGUUAGCUACUCUUCUUAUACAUGGGAGAAAUCAGUAAACCAAGGUGACGAUGAAACUGGGUUUAUUUACCAAUCACUCUACCAAUUUAUAUAUCCCUUUUUAAUCCGAAUUCCUCUUUGAUAUUUUUACUUUAAGUAUUAUGCUAAGUUUGCACCGGUGCAAAAGCUAAAUGAGCGUGGCCCUCAGUCUGUCAGCGCUAGGCUUUGUUUAGAAAAGUAGAUGGAUCUCAACCUUUUGGGAAUUAUUUUAGGCACAUCACAGGUGCUUCUUGAUCCGUUAAUGUUGUGUUCGCAUGGUUGGUAAUGGUAAAGUAUGCAAUAUAGUGUAUGUGGGCUGGGAUCGUGGUUUGAUUUGUAAAAAUAGUCUCCAAAAUAUGGAGGAUUGUAUGGACUUGUAACUUAAUCUUGAGGGACCUACGAUAAGAGUGCAUGUUAUAGUACAUAGUGUAUCUCCUAUGUUUUUAUGUUAUGUUUUUUGGAGGAUGAUCAGAUUGAUAAUUAUCAAAGUGAUUCUGAUUUUUUUUUCUGAAAGCUUCAAUGCCUCCAGUUUCAAGAAAAUGCUGUCCCUUUUUAUCUUUGCUUAAAAUCAAACUGACUGUACACACAGAGAUCAUUUAUGGACAUGUGUUAUUGUUGGAUGACAUGAAAAUAAAGAUCUAUGGCCACGCAAUGGCCAUGUCGGUCUCCGGAACUGGCUUGAAGAGGGCAGUCCAUAAGCGCAGACGAAUGAUGUCAAGGAUCUGGAAAGGAUUCGGGCAGCUUCAUUAAAUAGUACCCUCAAAACACUCGUCUCAACAUCAACGGUGAAGAGGCGGCUCCGGGAUGCUGGCCUUCUAGGCAGAGUUCCUCUGUCCAGUGUCUGUGUUCUUUUGCCCAUCUUUUCUUUUUAUUGGCCAGUCUGAAAUAUGUCUUUUUCUUUGCAACUCUGCCUAGAAGGCCAGCAUCCCGGAGUCGCCUCUUCACUGUUGAUGUUGAGACUGGUGCUUUGCAGGUACUAUUUAAUGAAGCUGGCAGUUGAGGACUUGUGAGGCAUCUGUUUCUCAAACUAGACACUCUAAUGUACUUGUCUUCUUGCUCAGUUGUGCACCGGGGCCUCCCACUCCUCUUUCUAUUCUGGUUAGGGCCAGUUUGCGCUGUUCUGUGAAGGGAGUAGUACACAGCGUUGUACAAGAUCAUCAGUUUCUUAGAAUAGCCUUCAUUUCUCAGAACAAGAAUAGACUGACAAGUUUCAGAAGAACGGUCUUUGUUUCUGGCCAUUUUUAGCCUGUAAUCGGACCCACAAAUGCUGAUGCUCCAGAUACUCAACUAGUCUAAAGAAAGACAGUUGUAUAGCUUCUUUAAUCAGAACAACAGUUUUCAGCUGUGCUAACAUAAUUGCAAAAGUGUUUUCUAAUGAGCAAUUAUCCUUUUAAAAUGAUUAACUUUGAUUAGCAAACACAGCGUGCCAUUGGAACACAGGAUUGAUGGUUGCUGAUAAUGGGCCUCUGUACACCUAUGUAGAUAUUCCAUUUUUUUUUAAAUCAGCCAUUUCCAGCUACAAUAGUAAUUUUCUGCCGUUUCCAGCUACAAUAGUAAUUUGCAACAUUAACAAUGUCUACACUGUAUUUUUGAUCAAUUUUGUUAUUUUAAUAGACACAAAAAUAGAUUUUCUUUCAAAAACAAGGACAUUUCUAAGUGACCCCAAACUUUUGAGCGGUAAUGUACGUACUGAAGUCACCAUCGUGGAGCACAAGUCUUCCAACUGGAGCCGAGCCAGUCCAGUCUCACAACCGCCCAGAUCACUGCAACAACUUGGCUGCAAGGUAAUCAGGCUUAAUUGGUGUCACCAAGCCUGGAGGUGCCGAAAGCUCCUCCUCCCCUCACUCCCCAUCUUCCAGGCAGUGUGUGAACCACACAAGACACAUUUGGCUGAUGCCAUCAGUGUCACACUCGCCAAUUCUGGGUGUUUGCUUAAAGCACCCAGCCCGCCGGCUCCCAAUCCCAACCUCCAGUCCCAGCAGAGGCUCUGUCACUACGCAACAGAUGGGGCUGAGGUCCCCUGGGCCUUCUCUGACUGGAGCAGCAGGGCCGCAAGUUCAAGAUCCUCUACAGAGGGAACACUGGGCUGGCUUGGGGUUACCAGGCUGUGACAACAGGGCUGUCCCGUUAAUGCAGGGUCACGCCAAAGUUGGGAGGUGGUGGGGGUUGAGCUGUUGCGUUACCUCUUCGCACACUUGUCCCGUACCCAAGACCUGACCCGGGGAGGCUGUAUCCUGAUCUCCCCCAUUGCAUUAUGGAGCAGAAGCAAGGGCAGUGAGGGCUGAACGGAGCCCAUUGUGUGCCCAGGAGUAGGAGUCGUUUGGGAAUGUGAGGUUUGGGUUACCACAAGGAGUUUCUACAAUGUAGAGGAAAGAAGAGGAGAGGAGGGCAAGGCAAGGCUAACUGCUGGGCAUAGGGGGGAGGUUAGAGGGGUGAUAUGGAGUGGCCCACUCUGGGGAUUGAAUGUCUCUCGCACUGAGCUCACCUAGAACCCAGUCUAAGGACCAUUUUUUGGAAGGUCAAGCUUGAUGGGCUCUCCAGAACUUUUGAUGUUCAAUGCGCCAGACUUUAUUCCCACAAAAUACCCUCACCUGUCACUCAGUGGUCCCACAGAAACUGUUGAUGUAAUGCUUUUAUGACUUAUUGAUGUAACUGAUCAGUCCGUUUCAAUCGCUGCUUUUUCUAUUUUCUCUACUUUUAACAAUUGAAACUACAAUCAGACCAUUUAGAAGUAAACCUCCUUGUCAGCAAGACUGUUCCUAGAAAUAUCUGUUCUUCAUUGAGGCAUAGAUGUGUGCUACCUUACAUGGGGCAAAUAUGCAAUGUCACCUCAGCUGAGCUCACUAUGUAACAACCGAUUAUACAACACUGUCCCCAUUCCCAGUGAGCUAAAUGGAGGGAGAGGGAGUGAAAGACCUUUAUCCUCUCACUAUCCAUGUUGUGUUGUCACGUGUUGCUGCCUUGCUAUGUUGUUGUUUUAGGUCUCUUUAUGGAAGUGUUGUGUUGUCUCUCUUGUUGUGAUGUGUGUCUUGUCCUUAAAAUGUAUUCAUUUGUACAUUUUUAAUCCCAGGCCCCCGUCCCCGCAGGAGGCCUUUUGGUAGGCCGUCAUUGUAAAUAAGAAUUUGUUCUUAGCUGACUUGCUUAGUUGAAUAAAGUAAACUAUCAUGUUGGCUAAUGAAGUGUGUGUGUGUGUGUGUGUGUGUGUGUGUGUGUGUGUGUGUGUGUGUGUGUGUGUGUGUGUGUGUGUGUGUGUGUGUGUGUGUGUGUGUGUGUGUGUGUGUGUGUGUGUGUGUCCAUGCGAGAGUGGGAGUUCAAGUGAGAAAAUCCGGCCUAUUGUCCCCAUCCUCGACAUUUCCCUAAACACCGGCCGUUAGCACAAGAGGAUCUCGGUCCCGGCAGGCCCACUGGGAACAUGUUUUUUUUUUUUGGUCCCAUUUUGGUGUGUUGCUCUCUUUUCACAGGUUGGUAAAGAGUAUGUGCAUUUACACAACAACGCAUGGGAGGAGUAAAAUAAUCCACCACAAAGAGCCCCUACACUGGUCAAUGGGAGCCCCAGGUCAGCCCUCAGUCCUGCAGCCUUUGACACGUCCUGCUCCCCCUCGCUCCAGUUACCUCCACUGUCCCCCUUGCAACAAAGACCCGACUGAGUCCCCUCUCCUUCCCAGACCCUAUCAGAACGGAUCUACCUGCCAUUUCUUUCAUACCUAAUCUCUCCAGGAUCUAUGGAAAUGACGUACGCUGUGUGCCCAUGUAAAUGAGGCCAUUCCUAAUUAAAGAGAACACAGUGUGUCCAAAGUGACUCAUGUUAAUUCUGUAAGUAAAACUACCCAAGGUCUUGAAAAAGCAGGGUUUAAGCCUGUGUGUGGUUUUUCUCUCUCUUUGUUUUUCUCUCUCUUUUUGCAAUCUACUGCAGAGAUAGCCUGCAGAGUUCUGUCUUACUAUCCAGGUCUGUGCCCAAACAGUUCGAGCCUCUACUUUUAAAAAUACACCUUUCCAGAAAUAAGUUUCUCACCGUUGCCACUUGCUAUAGACCCCCCUCAGCCCCCAGCUGUGCCCUGGACACCAUAUGUGAAUUGAUUGCCCCCCCAUCUAUCUUCAGCAUUCGUACUGUUAGGUGACCUAAACUGGGGUAUGCUUAACACCCCGGCCAUCUUACAAUCUAAGCUAGAUGCACUAAAUCCCACACAAAUGAUCAAGGAACCUAACCUCAAAUGACAACCCCUCAUCAUUGUCAAACGCUCCUUAAAAUACUAAUAAGAUAAAGAUAAAUAAACGACCUCAUCCUGUCAGUAGAAGAUGCCUGGUUGUUCUUUAAAAGUGCUUUCCUCAACAUCUUAAAAAAGCAUGCCCCGUUCAAAAAAUGUAGAACUAAGAACAGACACAGCUCCUGGUUCACUCUUGACUUGACUGCCCUUGACCAGCACAAAAACAUCCUGUGGCAUACUGCAUUAGCAUCGAAUAGCCCCCUCGAUAUGCAACUUUUCAGGGCAGUCAGGAACCAAUAUACACAGUCAGUUUGGAAAGCAAAGGCUAGCUUUUUCAAACAGAAAUGUACGUCCUGUAGCACUAAUUCCAAACAGUUUUGGGACACUGUAAAUGAAGAAUGAAGAAUAAGAGCACCUCCUCCCAGCUGCCCACUGCACUGAGGCUAGGAAACACUGUCACCGCCGAUAAAUCUACGAUAAUCGAGAAUUUCAAUAAGCAUUUUUCUAUGGCUGGCCAUGCUUUCCAUCUGGCUACCCCUACCCCAGCCAACAGCUCUGCAACCCCGCAGCAACUUGCCGAAUCCCCCGCACUUAGCGGAUGUUCUGAAAGAGCUGCAAAAUCUGGACCCCGACAAAUCAGCUGGGCUCGACAAUCAGGACCCUCUCUUUCAAAACAUUUCAGCCGAAAUUGUUGCAACCCCUAUUACUAGCCUGUUCAACCUCUCUUUCGUAUCGUCUGAGAUCCCUAAAGAUUGGAAAGCUGCCGCGGUAAUCCCCCUCUACAAAGGGGGAGACACUCUAGACCCAAACUGUUACAGACCUAUAUCCAUCCUGCCCUGCAUUUUCUAAGUUCUUCAAAAGCCAAGUUAACAAACAGAUCACCGACCACUUCGAAUCCCACCGUACCUUCUCCGCUAUGCAAUCUGGUUUCCGAGCUGGUCAUAGGUGCACUUCAGCCACGCUCAAGGUCCUAAAUGAUAUCAUAACCGCCAUCGAUAAAAGACAGUACUGUGCAGCCGUCUUCAUUGACCUGGCCAAGGCUUUUCACUCUGUCAAUCACCGCAUUCUUAUCGGCAGACUCAAUAACCUUGGUUCCUCAGAUAACUGCCUCGCUUGGUUCAUCAACUACUUCUCAGAUCGAGUUCAGUGUGUCAAAUCAGAGGGCCCGUUGUCCGGACCUCUGGAAGUCUCUAUGGGGGUGCCACAUGGUUCAAUUCUCGGGCUGAGUCUUUUCUCUGUGUAUAUCAAUGAUGUCGCUCUUGCUGCUGGUGAUUCUCUGAUCCACCUCUACGCAGACGACACCAUUCUGUAUACUUCUGGCCCUUUAGACACUGUGUUAACAAACCUUCAAACAAGCUUUAAUGCCAUACAACACUCCUUCCGUGGCCUCCAACUGCUCUUAAAUGCCAGUAAAACUAAAUGCAUGCUCUUCAACCGAUCGCUGCCCACACCUGCCUGCCCGACUAGCAUCACUUCUGACUUAGAAAUAUGUGGACAACUACAAUACUCUCGUUGGCUGGCCCUCGCUACAUAUCCGUCGCCAAACCCAUUGGCUCCAGGUCAUCUAUAAGUCUUUGCUAGGUAAAGAUUGGUCACCAUAGAAACACCCACCAUAGCACGUGCUCCAGCCGGUAUAUUUCACUGGUCAUCCCCAAAGCUAACACCUACUUUGGCCACCUUUCCUUCCAAUUCUCUGCUGCCAAUGACUGGAACGAAUUGCAAAGGUCACUGAAGCUGGAGACUUAUAUCUCCCUCACUAACUAUAAGCAUCAGCUGCCAGAGCAGCUUACCGAUCACUGUACCUGUACAUAGCCCAUCUGUACAUUUCCCACCCAACUACCUCAUCCCCAUAUUCUUCUUUUUUUGUUGCUGUUUUUUACCCCAGUAUCUCUAUUUGCACAUCAUCAUCUGCACAUCUAUCACUCCAGUGUUAAUGCUACAUUGUAAUUAUUUUGCCACUGUGGCCUAUUUAUUGCCUUGCCUCUCUAAUCUUACUACAUUUGCACACACUGUAUAUAGACUUUUCUAUUGUUUUAUUGACUGUAUAUUUGUUUAUCCCAUGUGUAACUGUUGUUGUUUUUGUCACACUGCUUUGCUUUAUAUUGGCCAGGUCCCAGUUGUAAAUGAGAACUUGUUCUCAACUGGCCUACCUGGUUAAAUAAAGGUGAAAUAAAAAAUAAAAAUUGGCUGGGUCUGAGCUUCUCAGGUGGAAAGCUUUAGCCAUACAGAGACACGGACAGGGCUGAGGGGAGGAAUCAAGGCCCAAUCCAAGGGGCUGGCAUCUAUGUCUGAAAUCCUCUUUGUUGAAACUGUUUUGUCUUCCAUGAUUGGAGGGGAAUAUUGGUUAUUGGUUUCAAUAAUUUGCCUUUGCUUGUGUAGUCUUUCUGCCCUCAUUUCCAGGAUAUCUCAUUUGCUCUCCCUCACUUUCCCUCUCUGCCCACUCAAAGUCCCCCUCCCCACCUACUACUUUGAUCUCAGAUUAAGUUGAACACUAUCCCUGGUAAAAUGUGCACCUGCCUCUUUUAGUAAAGUUCCUUCCAGAGCUUUGGCAGGGGCUUACACACUUGCCGCCCCUCUCAUACAAGGAAUCUCUUUCUUCCUGCUCCUAUUGAUAUCCAUUGCAUGCCCUAGGCAAGGAUUUUGGCUGUUUUCUGGGACUCCCAUUUUAACAGUACCGGUAAUCCUGCUGGAAGUGAACGAGAAGCGCCCCUCUUUUUGGACGUCCAUCCCCCCUCCUCCCCUGCCAUUAUCACCAUAACAACUGCCACCCCUCCGUCUUUUUCCAGGCCUCUCUUCACUUCUUUUAAACUCUGUGGAUGGUUCCCAGUUGGAUGAAACACAUCUGUGUACUGGAGGAAGCCUGGUGAGAGUGGUGAGGGGUUAAAUGUCCGUGUUCUGAAGACAGAAUGAUCAGACCAGGCACUCCAGUCAUUCUCUUCCACCUCUUCAGCUUCUUUUCUCAGAGAGAAGGUCAACAACAACGGUGUGAUCUCCUUCGAAGUACAGGUGAGCCAGUUCACCCCCGAGGCCUUCCCUCUGAGUGACAGCAGAUCCUUCAUUGCCCCACUAUGGGCAGACGUGCACAACGGCAUCCGCGGAGACGUGUACUACCGGGAGAGCACAGACCCAGAGCUACUGGAGCGGGCCACACAAGAAAUCCGCAAGUACUUUAAGAACAUGCCCACCUUCACAGCCACCUGGAUCUUCAUCACAACCUGGCACCAGGUCACCUUCUACGGAGGCAGUCAGACCACCCCGGUGAACACAUUUCAGGUUGUGUUGAUAUCGGACGGUCUGUCAUGCUUUUCCAUGUUCAACUAUGGAGAGAUCAACUGGAGCACAGGCACAGCCAGUGGAGGAGACCCUCUGACUGGUUUAGGUGGUAGCACAGCACAGUCAGGUUUUAAUGGAGGAGAAAUCGGUAACUUCCUCAACCUACCUGGGUCCCGUUCCAAUGCCGUGGUUGAAAUCGAGAGGACGACCAAUGUAAACCUGCCUGGCCGGUGGGUCUUCCGUGUAGACACUGCCCUGAUAGACCCUGCCAAUGGCUGCAGUUACAAUGGGCGGUUCUAUCGGCGCGGUGAGAUCUUCUGGCUGUCCGACCAGUGCUCCCAGCGGUGCCGCUGCCUGGACAUGGACAACGAGGUGCUCUGCCGGGAGGCGCCGUGCAGCCAGCUGGAAACUUGUGAGCAGAAGGAGGGUGCCUUCUACUGCCAGUCUACGCGCACCAGCACCUGUGUGGUUUUCGGCGACCCUCACUACCACACCUUUGAUGGCUUCCUCUACCACUUCCAGGGCACCUGCUCCUACCUGUUAGCUCGGCCCUGCUGGGAGGUGGCUGGCCUGCCCUUCUUCAGCGUGGAGGCCAAGAAUGAGAACCGCGGCGUGGCCUCUGUGUCCUGGCUGAGAGAUGUCACUGUGGAGGUGUACGACCACAGAGUCAUCCUGCCUAAGGGCAGCCAGGGCACAAUACAGGUGGAUGGACUGAUGAAGACACUGCCAGUCCAACUCCAGCUAGGUGCAGUCAGGGUGUACCAGUCGGGCAUGGCCGUCGCCCUGGAGACCGACUUCGGCCUCCUGGUGACCUACGAUGGGCAGCACUACGCCUCCAUUUCCCUGCCCAGCUCCUACUUCAACAACACAUGCGGCCUGUGCGGUAACUAUAACGACGACCCUGCCGACGACCCUGUGCUGCCCGACGGCUCGCUAGCCGAGAGCGUAGUGGCGCUGGGUGGCAGCUGGCGGGCGGAGGACGCUGACUGGCGCUGCACAGACGGCUGUGCCCAGAACUGCAGUGUCUGUGAACCAUUGACCGAGGCGUUCUACUUCCGCCCGGACUACUGUGGAAUCAUCAACAAGACGGGCGGGCCUUUCAGGGACUGCAGGGCAGUGGUGGACCCAACGGCCUUUGUCUAUAGUUGUGUCUACGACAUGUGCAACAACAAGGACAACAUUACCACCCUCUGUCAGGCCAUUCAGGCCUACGCCUUAGCCUGCCAAGCCCUGGGGGUUACCAUACGAACCUGGAGGUCACACACCUUCUGUGCCCUGAAAUGCCCUGAGUCCAGCCACUACCAGGUGUGCACCAGUGCCUGCGCCGCCUCAUGCUCGGACCUCACCUCCCACCUGUACUGCACCCACCCUUGCACAGAGGGCUGCCAGUGCGACCCGGGAUACGUGCUGAGUGGCAACCGUUGCGUCCGGUACCAGGACUGCGGCUGCGAGCGUGAGGGCCUCUACUACCCUCUCAACGACACUUUCUGGGCGGGCCCUGCCGGCGAGGGUGGAGAGUGCACCCUUCGCUGCGUCUGUGGGCCCAACGGCGAAGUCUCCUGCUUCAGCGAUUCAUGUAGAGAAGGCGAGGUGUGUGCGACAGAGUUUGGCCUGUUGGGCUGUUACCCCCGCAGGGAGGGGGUGUGUUCUCUGGGCCAGAAUGUUGUGACGGCCUCUUUCGACGGGACCUCCAUGCCCUUUCCGGACGACAGCUCCUACUACCUGCUGAGGUCGUGUGGGCCAAUGCCGGCCAACGUGUCUGCUGUGGAAGUAAAGAUGGGCCGGCGGCUGGUAAACAAGGGUCCAUACUGGAUGCGGCCCGUGGUGGUCAGGGUGGCCAACCUGGAGGCCCAGAUGGGUGGAUCGGACUUUGACACAGUGAAGCUGAACGGUGAGCUGGUACUCCUGCCUUAUGUCCACCCACUGGAGACCCUAAUGAUCUACCGCGCACCUGGCAACGCUACCGUGGUGGAGUCCAGCGGAUUGGUCCUAGUCCGCUACACCCGUCAGGGCCUCCUCAACAUCUCUCUCUCUACCCUCUUUUACAACGCCACCUGCGGCCUGUGCGGUCUCUUCAACGGAAACGCCAGCGACGAUCUCCGUCUGCCUAACGGCCGGCUGGCCGAAUCCCUCGAACUCUUCACUGAGGGCUGGCGGGCCAUCGCUGACGACCUGACGUGCAAUGGCGAUUGCGACGACCUGUACCGCAUGUGCACUGACCUGCGGCUCUACCAGAGCCCGUGGAUGUGUGGCAACAUCAACGACCCGGGGAACAGCUCCUUCCUGGCGUGCCACGGUGCCGUCAACCCCUCGCCGUUCUUCCGGAACUGCCUGUACAACAUGUGCAUGCGGGAGGGAAACCGCUCGGUGCUCUGCUCUUCGCUGCAGGCGUAUGCCUCGGCCUGUCAGGAUGCCCAGGUGGGCCUUGCUGCCUGGAGGAGUGCUACCAAUUGCCCCUUGCCCUGUCCGGAGAACAGUUACUACGAUGAGUGCACCAGCGCUUGCCCGCUGACCUGCGCCGGCCUGGACGAGCUCGCCGAGCUGUGCCCAUUGCCCUGUCAGGAGGGCUGCCAGUGCAGGGAGGGCUUUGCACUCCACAACGGCCAGUGCGUGGCGCGCAGCGACUGCGGCUGCAUCAGCUCUGGGGGCCGGCAGCUGGCCACCAACCAGAUCUUCUGGAAUGACUGGGAGUGCCAGGAGCGCUGCUACUGCAAUGGCUCGGACAACCGCGUCUACUGCACACUGACACCGUGCCAGGAGGGCGAUUACUGCCAGGAGGGCCUUGAGGGCCUCUACUUCUGCCAGCCGCACACCGAAGCGCUGUGCAUUGCCGCUGGUUACAGCCACUUCCUGCCAUUCGGAGGUGUGCCCUUCGAGCUGCAGAGUAGCUGUACCUUGAUCCUGGCUACAACGAGGUGCAACAGCGGAGUGACGGGAGAGGAGGAUAUGGACCAGAGCACCGCCACCCGACCCAAGACGAGCACCAGCGCCGACCUCCCUCGCUUCAAGCUGUCAGCCCGGAACGAGGAGAGGGACACGGGGCAAGCCAUCUGGGUGAGGGGGUUCAUCUUGGAAGUCUACGGCUAUGAGAUUGAGGUGUCUCGGAGCUAUAAACACACCAUCACGGUGAAUAAGGAACGUCUGUACCUGCCUUUGAAGCUGGGGCUGGGGAAGGUCCACAUCUUCACUUUCGGCAUGCAGCUGGUGUUGGAGACGGACUUUGGCCUGAAGGUUGCCUUCGACUGGAACACCCUGCUCCUGCUCACGCUGCCUCGACGCCUCUACAACACCACCUGCGGCCUGUGCCAGGGCAUGCCACUUUCCUCUCCCGUACUCACCACCAGCAACUGGGGCAUGGCCUGGGCUGAGAAAGACACAUUCUGCCAGGUGGGCUGCGGCGACACGUGCCCACGUUGUGGGUUGGUCGAGAGAGGCUUUGGUGCCACCGAUGCCCCUUUACUCGUCGUGGACGCCUACAUGGAAGGCGUGGCCCAAGAUGGUGAGGGAGGAGGAAUCAAUGUUGAUGGCGGGGGUUACACGGGAAUCCGAUUCCACCUGGGCGAUGGGCUGCACUUGUUUGUGGAGCCCGAGGCAGUGCGUCUGUGUGGGUUGAUCGUGGACCGCGGCGGUGUGUUUGCGCGCUGCCACAGCAAGGUGGCGCCGGCGUUCUUCUACCAGAACUGCCUGCAGGACACAUGCCUGGACCGGGGUGCCUCGGCGACCAUUUGCAACUGGCUGCAGAUCUACACCAGCACAUGCCAGACCCAGGGGUUGCAUGUGUUAGGCUGGAGGAUUGACACACCCUGUGUGCUGACGUGCCCAGCCAACAGCCACUACUCUAGCUGCAUGUCAGUGUGCCAACCGCAGUGCGCCCCAGCCCGCGGCCAGAGGGAGUGCACCCAAGACUGUGUGGAGGGCUGCCAGUGUGACCAGGGAUAUGUCCUCAAUGGCAAGGGUUGCGUCCGGCCCCAGAACUGUGGCUGCUACAACGACGGCAAGUACUAUGAGCCCAAACAGCUGUUCUGGAACAGUGAUUGCACCAAGCGCUGCCAGUGCAUCGGCCGUAAUCUCAUCCAGUGUGACCCGCGCCGCUGCAAGGCCGAGGAGGAGUGCGCCCUGCGCCAUGGCGUGCGCGGCUGCUUCACCCAGCGCUCGCAGCAUUGCGUGGCGUCCGGUGGCGGUGUCUUCAGGACCUUUGACGGGGCGUCCCUCCGCCUGCCUGCCUCCUGCUCCUUCGUGCUGUCCACCAACUGCCACAAGCUACCUGACCUCUCCUUUCAGCUCAUCGCAAACUUCGACAAGUGGAGCACACCCAACCUCACCACCAUCUCCCAUGCAUACCUCUAUAUUAACGAGGAGAAUAUCCUGAUCUCCGGGAGCACCGUGAAGGUGAACGGCACUCCUGUGUCGGUGCCUUUUGUCACGGGCCUGAUGACGCGCGUCUCCACAUCGGAGGGCUUCCUGGUCAUCGACACGCCCCUGGACAUCCAGGUGCGCUACAACCGCUUCAACACGCUCAGCAUCACUAUGGGCCAGCGGUUGCAAAACAAGGUGUGCGGCCUUUGCGGCAACUUCAAUGGAGACCCUACUGACGACUACAUCACCUCCCGUGGGAAGCCGGCCAUCAGCGCCCUGGAGCUGGCCCAGAGCUGGAAGACCAAUGGCAUGCAGAACAGCUGUGAUGAGACCCAGUACAUGGCGCUGGCCCAGUCGUGUGAGAACACAGCUGUGCUGGGCCUCCAGGGCGAGGAGGGGUGCCAGAAGCUCACCCAGAUGAAGGGCUUCUUCCAGCCCUGCCACGGCCUGCUGGACCCCAGGCCCUUCUACCAGUCCUGCUACCUGGACGGUUGCUACAACCACCACAAGGCCCAGGUGUGCGGCUCGCUGGCUGCCUACGCCGAGGCCUGCCGAUCCCUAGGCACGCUCACCACCAAGUGGAUUGCCCAGGAGAAUUGUUCAGAAUGGAUCUACGACCCUUGUGCAGGAGAGAUCUGCACCAACAACACGUGUGAGCAGGAGAACGGGGGAGACCUGUGUGGCUGCCCUGAGCUGCCCAACAACGCUGGUGGCGAGGAUGACAUAAUCCAGGCGGAGGUGACAUGUAAACACGCCCAGAUAGAGGUGUCCAUCUCCAAGUGUAAGCUCUUCCAGCUGGGCUUCGAGCGUGAGGACGUGAGGAUCAACGACCAGUACUGCCCCGGCAUUGAGGGAGAGGACUUCAUCUCCUUUCACAUCAACAACACCAAGGGCCAUUGCGGCUCCAUUGUACAGUCCAACGGCACACACAUCAUGUACAAGAACACGGUGUGGAUCGAGAGUGUGAACAACACAGGCAACAUCAUCACCAGGGACAAGACAAUCAACGUGGAGUUUACCUGCGCCUACGAGCUAGACAUCAAGAUAUCCUUGGAGACCGUGCUCAAGCCCAUGCUCAGUGUUAUCAACCUCACCCUCCCCACCCAGGAAGGCAACUUCAUCACUAAGAUGGCGCUGUACAAGAACUCCUCGUACCGCCAGCCGUACCGCGAGGGUGAGGUGGUGCUGAGCACACGGGACGUCAUCUUCGUGGGGGUGUUUGUGGAGGGGGCCGACGAGGACCAGCUCAUCCUCAUCGUCAAUAUGUGCUGGGCCACGCCGUCCCGCUAUAGCAACGACCACCUCCGCUACGUCCUCAUAGAGAGAGGUUGUCCCAACAUCAAGGACAAUACCAUCGGCAUGGCUGAGAACGGGGUGUCCCUCACCUGUCGCUUCCACGUCACCGUCUUCAAGUUCAUCGGGGACUACAGUGAGGUCCACCUCCACUGUGACGUGUCACUGUGUGACCACGAGACCAAUGCCUGCAAAGUGAACUGUCCCCACAACAGGAGAAUGUACUCUGACUACAGCGAUCACAAGGAGCAGAUCCUCACUGUAGGACCCAUCAGAAGGCGAGAGUCGGACUGGUGUGAGGUGGGUAACGGAGGCUGUGAGCAGAUCUGCACCAGUAAAGGAAUGGGAGCUAUGUGUAGCUGUGUGACUGGUAUGCUGCAGAGCGACGGAAAGAGCUGUCGAGCUGUCAGCUCCAGCGUUGACCUUCGACCCCUUGUUUUCCCUCUGGCUCUUAGCACUGUGGUCUCCGUGCUCCUCACUCACACACACAAUUCCCUCAUCUCCUAACCCUGGGCGGACAGAUAAAAAGAGAGAGGAGAGAGAGGAGGGAGAGAGAGACAGAUAAAAAGAGAAGAGGAGAGCAGUAUAACAUGAAAAAAACAGCCAACCAGAGGAGAGCAGACAUCUACACUUCCUACUCACUGUCACAGAGACUGCCACAGCAACCAAUCACAGAGCAGAGAGGCACUUCCCACCCGUUGCACUAAACAAAAACAACAACAACUCACAAGACUGGGGCACUGGAUCACAAUGGAAAAAGCCCUCCAAAAGAGUCUCUCUAUUCACGUAUACUUUAGCUAGACAGCAGAAAGUUGGUAUAUUUCAUUUAACAAAACAGCUUAGUGAGUUAGUGCUAGAUACAGUGUUUUUUUAUGAGAGGUGAGGGGAUAGUUUGCCCUACAUUUAUCUUUGAUAGCAAAGCUUGGUUGCUAAAAUCAUUGUAUCAUUAUUUAUGUGUGAAUCGAUUACCAAAUAACCAAAUAAUAAUAUAAUAAAUCAAAAAUGUUGCUCUUUAUUUAGCCAUCUUACAUAAAUUAUGAAACUGUAUUUGUUCAUUGAAAAUUGUGAAUAACUCGCUACAGGUUAAUGAGAAGGGUGUGCUUGAAAGGAUGCACAUAACUCUGCAGUGUUGGGUUGUAUUGGAGAGAGACUCAGUCUUAAAUCAUUUUCCACACAGUCUGUGCCUGUAUUUAGUUUUCAUGCUAGUGAGGGUCGAGAAUCCACUCUCACAUAUGUACGUGGUUGCAAAGGGCAUCAGUGUUUAAACAGCGCGAUUUGCCAAGGCAGGAUACUCUGAGCGCAGCCCAGUCCAGAAAUCUGGAAGUGGCUUCUGAUUAAAUUAAAUCUUCACAGAACCGCUUGUUGCAAUUUCGAUGAGGCUCACUUGUUCAGAUAUUGGUAGGUGGACUGGAGGCAGGGCAUGAAAGGGAUAACGAAUCCAGUUGUUUGUGUCAUCCGUUUCGGGAAAGUACCUGCCUAAUUGUGUACCCAACUCACUCAGGUGCUUCGCUAUGUCACAUUUGACAUUGUCCGUAAGCUUGAGUUCACACAAAGAAUUAUACAAUGAUGAAAAGACCUGUGUUAUGUCCUUGUUAAUGUAAACAGAGAAGAGCUCCAACUUCUUAAUCAUAGCUUCAAUUUUAACCCACACAUUGAGUAUAGUUGUGGAGAGUCCCUGUAAUCCUAGAUUCAGAUCAUUCAGGCGAGAAAAAACAUCACCCAGAUAGACCAGUCGUGUAAGAAACUCGUCUUCAUGCAAGCUGUCAGUGUCACCAGGGUGGGCAUUCUAUGUUAAUUGUCUAUGUUUUGAAUUUCUUUGUUUUUUGGCCGGUGUGGUUCUCAAUCAGAGGCAGCUGUCUAUCAUUGUCUCUGAUUGAGAACCAUACUUACGUAGCUUUUUCCCACAUAGGUUUUGUGGGUAGUUGUUUUGUGUCUUUCUGCAUCUCACAGGGCUGUUUCGGUUUUCGUUCAUUCUUUUUGUUAUUUCAGUGUUCAGUUCUAAUAAAAGCAUGAACACGUACCACGCUG